Messenger RNA from Dovyalis caffra, 2076 nucleotides. Lineage: Eukaryota; Viridiplantae; Streptophyta; Magnoliopsida; Malpighiales; Salicaceae. The record is from the annotation of a GenBank genome assembly.
AUGAAGGCUCAGAGCCGAUCUCUAACAACAAGGGAAGCAACGAAAGCGAGGGCAAUUCCGAUCACCGUUGAUGGAGACACCGUUGUGCUUGAACUUGGGGCAGGGGCUGGGGGCAUUUCCGUACCAGGAAUUUCAGUUGGGGCGGCCCAUUUCCAUCCGCUAAAGGGCAGACUCCAAUCAGAGGCGAAGCUUUUAUCAGUUCGAAGAAGAUGUUUGAGGUUGAGGAGUGUGGUUGUGAAGGCUGCUGCUGCUGCUUCUGGAGGUGGCCGCAGAGUCUACAGUCAGUCUAAGUCUCAGUCUUCUUUGAUUAACGCUCCCGUCAAACAGGCUGUCUCCUUCAUUGUCCCAGCUGGAGUCUUUGUAGCAGUCACUUUCGUUUUGUGGAAAUUGGUGGAGAAACUUCUUAUGCCAAAGCCAGCAAGGCCUAGUUUAUCAGCAGCAGAAAAUAAAUCUCCUGAAAAAGGAGUUAAAUGGUCCUUUGCCCCUGGCUCUAAUUUAUUAUCAGGUUUCACUGCCAAAGUCGACUGGGAGUCCAAGCAGAAGCUUAAUGAAUUUGCCAAACAACUCAGGUCUUUCAGAAGCGUUGACAUGUCCGGAUGUAAUUUUGGAGACGAAGGACUAUUUUUCCUUGCCGAGAGCUUGGCAUACAAUCAGACUCUAGAGGAAGUAAGUUUUGCUGCAAAUGGAAUAACUGCAGAAGGAACAAAGGCCUUUGACAGUGUUCUUCAAUCAAACAUUGCACUAAAAACUCUCAACUUUUCGGGAAAUCCUAUUGGAGAUGAAGGAGCUAAGGUCCUGUGUGCUAUAUUGGUGGAUAAUGCUGGUAUUGAAAAGCUCCAGCUGAACAGUGCUGAUUUAGGUGAUGAGGGUGCAAAGGCUAUUGCUGACUUGUUGAAGAAAAGUUCAACCUUGCGUGUGGUCGAACUUAAUAACAACCUGAUUGACUAUUCUGGUUUUACAAGUCUUGCUGGAGCACUUCUUGAGAAUAAUGCUGUACGAAGUAUGUAUCUCAAUGGCAAUUAUGGUGGCGCUUUGGGGGCUAAUGCUUUGGCUAAAGGACUUGAGGGUAACAAAUCUUUACGAGAACUUCACUUGCAAGGAAAUUCUAUUGGAGAUGAAGGAGUUCGUGCCUUGAUGUCAGGCUUAUCUUCAAGUAAAGACAUUGGCAACAACUCAGUUAGUUCAAAAGGCGCCUUUCAUGUUGCUGAGUAUGUCAAAAAGAGCAAGAGCUUAUUUUGGUUGAACAUGUACAUGAAUGACAUUGGUGAUGAGGGUGCUGAAAAGAUUGCAGAUGCUUUGAAGCAAAACCGUAGUGUAGCAAUUAUAGACCUGGGUGGAAAUAACAUACAUGCCAAGGGAAUCAGUGAAAUAGCUCAAGUUUUAAAAGAUAAUUCUGUCAUCACAACUGUGUUAUCUGAAGUCCUCAAGUUUCAUGGAAAUGUGAAAGUAUUAAAGCUGGGUUGGUGCCAGAUAGGAGCAAAGGGUGCAGAAUACCUUGCAGAUACUUUGAAAUACAACAAUACAAUUUCAAUUCUGGACUUGCGAGGAAAUGGGCUCAGAGAUGAAGGUGCAGUUUGUCUGGCUCGCAGCUUGAAAGUGGUCAACGAAGUUCUAACUGAUCUUGACUUAGGAUUCAAUGAAAUUAGAGACGAUGGGGCUUUUUCUAUUGCUCAAGCACUCAAGGCAAAUGAAGAUGUAAACAUCACCUCUCUAAAUCUUGGAAAUAACUUCCUUACAAAAUUUGGACAGAGUGCUCUCACUGAUGCAAGAGAUCAUGUAUAUGAGAUGAAUGAAAAGGAAGUUUCGUCUGAUAUCAAGAUUGAUGAAGAGUACCAAAGCUCCCAGGUGGUCAAAGGAACCAACAGAAGGCUAUUACCAUUCUUGGGUACGAAGGCUAAAUUGAGAGAGCAGCAAAGGCACGUGCAGCGCGUAGCUCCUACGUCUACAAACAUAGUCGCACGAGUGGGAAGUCGGUGUGGUCAGAAACAGUUCAAUGCGAUGUUGCUGGAAUCGUCUGCUCAGGCCAAUCAGGGUGGUGGUGCAUAUAGAUUUGAGUGGUCGAACGGUGGCUGCUAG